AUGUCGUUCACAAGCACCUUGCACUCGCUAUCACAGCCGCCGUCGCAGUGCUGGCAGUCGGGCCCGUCCCAGUCCCAGCCACAACCCUCAGCCCCGACCGCCGCUCGGUCAAAUCUCCGACGAGCAUCUCGAAUCGGCCAGGGCAGACCCCUUAGCACCGGUUCCAACAGCUUUGGUUCUGUUGCAGGCGGCACCACUUCGACACCUCUCGAUCGAGCUCGGUUACUGGUACAAGUCGAAAAGCUCGGCAUCGAACUGGAGGCGAUCAAGGACCUGCUCGCGCCGGACUCCCCCUUAUCUCAAGUACCCCAACAGCUUCAGGCAUUGCAAGAGCAGGUCGCGCAGUUCUUCGGGCCUCAAUCGCUUCAGGCUACUCAAGGUCGGUUCGGUGACAUCUUAACGGGAAAGGAGGAAUUAACUGUGCGAAUAUUACGAAGGUCAACAGAUGUCCUUUCGGACCGAGUCAACGCUUCGGUCCAAGCUUCGAUCAACUCGGUCGGUCAAGAUAUCUUGCGCUCUCUCCAUGAGCUGGGCCAAACCCAACGGCAGUACAUCGACACAAAGUUUGACGAGCUUGCGAAGCGUGGGACUGCUCGGACGGAGGUACUUCUUCAACGAGUGUCGGAGCUGAGUCACAAGCUGAAUCGGAUGGCCGCUGUCGAGAGUGAGACGUCCCACAAGGUGCAACAAGGAGUCGAUCAGCUCCGGGAGGGGAGGGAUGGGUGGUUCGAAAGGCGCUCAGAACAUGGAUGUGGUCACGAGGUGGAGCUGGCGGAGCAGGCGGGUCCAUCGUACCAAGCUUCCAGUGUCGCGCAGGUGGACAAUUCAUCGUCUUCAAUAAUAGCCCAAGCUGCUUCGAAGGAACCUCCGGCGGCCGAGCGGAGACAAAACGCUUACUCUCGCAGGAAUGACUGUACAGAAAUCGCAUCCGAGCAUGAAGCCAGCGAGAAUCACCGUUCCACUCCCCACAAGAAAUGCCAAGCGAACAAGCGGAGCAUCAACCAGGAUGAGGAGGGCAACGUUUUACUACUGUUUGAGAGAGCAUGA
Molecule: messenger RNA, 1047 nt
Organism: Microbotryum saponariae
Lineage: Eukaryota; Fungi; Basidiomycota; Microbotryomycetes; Microbotryales; Microbotryaceae
Source: the annotation of a GenBank genome assembly